GUAAGACAAAAACUUGCUUGUUAAUCCAAGCCUCUCAAACAGGAAAUGACUUUUACUUCUGUGCUACAGAGACUUAAGUUGAAGAACAUUUGUGGUUAUCAACAGUUGAGAGUUUCCUCCAGUGUGAGCUGUGCAUGUGAUGGCCCAGACAAAAGAUCCAAACUUUGGGCAGUCAUCAGGCACUAACUCUGCCCUUCAGAAGCUGGACACGUUAGCUAGCAGAUUUUUUUACAAAUAUCGAAAAGGGCACCAGGAGAAAGGACUAGAGAAUGAGGGGCCACAUGUGUCAGAGUAUGCCAUUCUUUGGGAUGCAACAAUGAAAGAAUUCUUUGCACAAGCCAAAGAGGAUUUCUUGAGAAAAUGGGACUUUCAGCCACAGAACACAUCGUGUCUAGAUGAAUUUGACCGAUUGAAAACUCUUGGCACUGGAUCUUUUGGAAGAGUAAUGCUAGUCAAGCACAGACAGUCAGGACAAUACUAUGCUAUGAAGAUUCUGGACAAAGAAAAAGUGGUGAAGCUUAAACAGAUAGAACACACAUUAAACGAGAAGAAAAUAUUACAAGCAGUGUCAUUUCCUUUCCUUGUGAAGCUGGCGUUUGCUUUUAAGGAUCAUUCAAAUUUAUACAUGGUCAUGGAAUACAUCCAAGGUGGUGAGAUGUUCUCACAUCUGAGACGGGUUGGAAAAUUCAGUGAGCAGAAUGCACGGUUCUAUGCUGCUCAGAUUGUUCUGACCUUCGAGUAUCUUCAUGCUCUAGACCUCAUCUACAGAGACCUUAAACCUGAAAACUUGCUCAUUGAUCAUCAGGGAUACAUCCAGGUAACAGACUUUGGCUUUGCCAAACGAGUCAAAGGCAGAACUUGGACGUUGUGCGGUACACCAGAGUACCUGGCACCAGAGAUCAUUCUCAGCAAGGGCUACAACAAAGCUGUUGACUGGUGGGCGUUGGGUGUUCUGAUCUAUGAAAUGGCUGCUGGAUAUCCACCUUUCUUUGCUGACCAGCCUAUUCAGAUCUAUGAGAAGAUUGUAUCUGGCAAGGUGAGAUUCCCUUCACACUUUAGUUCAGACCUGAAGGAUCUUCUGCGCAAUCUGCUGCAGGUGGACCUCACAAAACGCUUUGGCAAUUUGAAAAAUGGAGUCAGCGACAUAAAAAACCACAGAUGGUUCGCUACAACAGACUGGAUUGCAAUCUUUGAGAAGAAGAUUAAUGCUCCCAUCAUACCAAAGUGCAGAGGACCUGGAGACACAAGUAACUUUGAUGAGUACGACGAGGAAGAAAUCCGGUUAUCUGUCACAGAGAAAUGUACAAAGGAGUUCUUAGAGUUUUAGGGUCUCUGUAAAGGCUUUAUUUAUUUUGUCUUGUUUUGCACCUUCAAAGAACAUCACAAUUUCUUCCAACAUUAUGUCAUGCAAAGAGACUUUAGGAGAUUUGGAAAUUCACAGGUGCCUUUAUCAGUGAAGUUUAGUCUACUGCAUUAAAAAAGAUCACAUAGUCUUCUGUUUGGAAACAUUUAUGUUUAAAUUUGAGAUUUUUUACUUGUGUUCAUCUUUUAUAUGUAAAUUAAUUUAUAAAAUGAAUAAAGGCUAUUUUUCCUGCGUUUAACUUUUAUUUUCACUCAAGUCUGUUACACAUUAAAGAAAUGUGCUGCAUACUGUAUGUUCAGUAUUAAUACAUGAGAAAAGCUCAAUUCCACAUUAUGUUUAAGUGUGUGUGCAUGAUAUCUGUUUGUGUGCUGAAGAAAGCUUUUGGUUGUUCAGAAAUAUCAAAAUGCCAAAAUUUCA
Molecule: messenger RNA, 1780 nt
Organism: Carassius carassius (crucian carp)
Lineage: Eukaryota; Metazoa; Chordata; Actinopteri; Cypriniformes; Cyprinidae
Gene: prkacba
Product: protein kinase, cAMP-dependent, catalytic, beta a
Exons: 10
Coding region: 140-1327 (395 amino acids)
Biological process (GO): peptidyl-serine phosphorylation
Cellular component (GO): nucleus; cAMP-dependent protein kinase complex
Molecular function (GO): ATP binding; cAMP-dependent protein kinase activity
Source: RefSeq, a predicted model, not a curated record